Ananas comosus (pineapple) is the source of this 1413-nucleotide messenger RNA. Its product is annotated as pentatricopeptide repeat-containing protein At2g36240-like. Bases 261 to 1007 code for a protein of 248 amino acids. The transcript is spliced from 2 exons. The record is from RefSeq and is a predicted model, not a curated record. Lineage: Eukaryota; Viridiplantae; Streptophyta; Magnoliopsida; Poales; Bromeliaceae. Gene Ontology annotation, molecular function: RNA binding; protein binding. Gene Ontology annotation, biological process: Group II intron splicing; chloroplast organization.
CAAAUAGGUAGUUAGCCGACUCCCCGUUGGAGUCGGCCACUCAAGUUAAUUCGCCACCGACUUCUCUCUACCGCAAGCGUCUAUGCUCAGGCUCUACAGGGAGUCGGCCGCUCAAGUUAAUUCGCCGCCGACUUCUCUCCACCGCAAGCGUCUGUGCUCAGGCUUUUUCGGCCCCCCUCCCUUUCUCUCUCUAAGGCCUAUCCUAAAUCCCUAAUCCCGUCGGGGCGGCGGAGAGAGAGAGAGGGGUGCGGAGGUGGAGCAUGCUCUCUUCCCCGGCUCUGCGCGACAAUGGCGCUCCCGAAACCCUGCAUCUCCUUCCCCACGGCGCGACCAAGGGGUGGGGGAAGGGGAAGGGGAAGGGGAGGAUGGUCAUCACCAUGAGGGACCGGAGCAAGAAUCGGAAGCCCACCCAGAGGGGCCGCUACCUCAGCAUCGAGGCCAUCAACGCCGUCCAAUCCCUCAAGCGCGCUCGGAUCCGCGGCGCUGAUGCGCUGGAUCGCGCCCUCGACUCGAAGCUCCGGCGCCUGAUCAUGGCCGACAUGGUCGCCGUGUUCAAGGAGCUCCUCGCGCAGGGCGAGGCUCUCUUAGCCCUCCAGGUCUUCGAAGAGAUUAGGAAGGAAUAUUGGUAUAAGCCCCAGUUAUCCUUGUACACUGAUAUGACCAAUGUGCUCGCAAGCAGCGGCUUGAACGAAAAGGUCGAAUUGAUGUGUUCAUAUCUGAAGGCGGAGUCUCUGGAGGCUGACACGGAAGGCUUCAAUUCGCUUCUCAAGGUGCUUUUGGAGUUUGGGUUCACGCAUUUGGCCGUGGACUGUUUUCGCCUGAUGAAGCUGUGGGAGAGUGACCCAGAUGAGACCACAUACAGGGUACUGAUCAACGGACUCGAAUCAAAAGGAGAAAUGGACCUUUACUCGUCUUUAAGACUGGAGGCCGAGAACUAUUUCGGUGGCCCUUUGGAGUUUCUCGGGGAGAAGGAAGAGAUCGUUGAGAGUGGUGGUGCUGUGCCUUGAGAGCAGGGAACAAUGAACUAUAUGGGGGGUCUCUGCUUAAUUUGUUUGGAUCCUAAAUGAGAAAGGAGUGCUUGGUUCGUCGACGGAACCAGGAGAUUCGUGUUGGCGGCAUCGUCGUUUCUUGUUUCUAGAUCUUGUUACUGAUUGCAUCGACGUAGCUGGUAGGAAAAUAGAAUGCCUGGCGUGCUUCAACAGAAAUGCUAUCGACGCCGGAAUCAAUAUUAGCUAUAAUUUAGAGUUUUGCGACACUGCUAGUUGUUUCUGAGGCAGGAACUGCCAACGACCAUGUUGUGGGUUAGCCAGUGUUUAUUGUGUAUAUUAUAUAUAAAAUCUGCACACCUCAAUGAUGUGUUAUGAUCAAACUGUCCUCUUAUUUACUCCUUUUUUGCUCUCGCGCAGUUGAAUA